AUGUCGGCGGCCCAGAUGCCCGCAGCCGCCGGCCACGCUCCCUCCGGCCUUCGCGCCACACCCACCGGGUUCCGGGAACAGGAAGUGCGAACCAAUCCCAAGCCUGAAACCUUUUAUGCCUCCCGUUCGGCCCCACCUCUGGCUACGGAGCAACCUAAGGGCCAAAUCCCCUUUGCAAAUUUGCGGAGGGUCCGGAAUACCGAGGUGGAAAGACCCCCUUGCUUUAGGGGGGGACACGUAUGUUUCCUUCCCGUGACGCGUCGCUUCCCCCGGGAGCUGCAAACGCGCGAUCCACGAGGGAACGCCGGCCCCUCCCCCAGUCUGCCUCCGGGGUCGCGAUCUGCCCGCCCCGCUCUCCCGAAGCGAUUCGGGCAGUGUCCGGACGGCUUCGGAGGGGGCUCGAAGCCGGCGUCGCGCCUCUUCGCCCCGACACUUCGCCGCCUGACGCACGCGCGUGGGCUGUUUCCCGAUGGCGGAGGCUGGGCUGGGGUCCCCCUGGCCGCUGGCUCCGGGGCGUCGGGGCCUCGGCGAACCCCCGGCCCUGGAAGCGGGGAGGAAGGGGGUUGUGGCUUAACUGGAGGGACGGGAGAACAGAACGCGCACAAAAUUAGAAGCACGGAGGACCAGCUUAUCCGUUUGAGCACACUUAUUCAUCUAAGAUCAGCUGGAUAUUCUUAUUACCAGAAUUCCAGGAGUGCUGAUCUAAUCAAAGAUGGAUACAAAAUGAAAUCAAACAUAGCCAAGCUGCAAGAGUUAUGGAAAAGUCCUCAAAAUCAAACAGUUAACUUCCCUAAAUCAAUGAUGGAUACAUCUUUUCUAAAGCAUCCAGACCUCACCACAGGUCAGAAGCAUUAUCUGUGUGACAUUGCUAAGAUUUACAAUGUGAACUACCUGAGGAUGCUAAUGAAAAGGCAAUACAUGCAUAUGGUUCAGCGCAGCUCACAAAAGCCAGGUGUCCUCACUCAUCACAGAAGCCGCCUCAGCUCUCGGUACUCACAGAAGCAGCAUUACCCCUGUACUACGUGGCGACACCAGCUCGAGAGAGGGGACUCGGGGCUUUCUGCAUCUGCACCUGAAGUGAUCAUACAGCAUUCUGUUUGGCGAUCAGUGAGAAACAAAGAAGGGUUAAAAACUGGAUAUGUCUCUAAAACAAGGUGUAAGUCACUGAAGAUUUUUAGAAGACCAAGCAGAGUGUCCAUGCAACCAGUUUCUUCAAAUGAUUCCGAAUCAUACAUGAGUGAAGAAAAAAAGGAAGAAGAUUUACUAAAUAAGUGUAUGCAGUCGAUGUCAAUUGAAGAACAGGGAGAACAUCUGAUGUUAACCUGACAGUCUUGUGUAAUAAAUUCAUGCCAAAGGUUGGGGGAAGGGGUUGUGAGUUGUGUCCUCUAUGUUUAGGACAAUAUUGUUAGUCACCAUUAAGUCAUUAAGUAAUUUUGGUUUGUUUGGAAACUUGCAACAAUGUAAUUGGUCUGAUGUAGUUCCAUGUAUCAGUAUUUAUGUAAUAAAAUUUAUGUAUACUAUAUGCUUCUAUUUCUAGCUAGAUACAAUUAAAAUUUUUCUUG
This is a messenger RNA of Carlito syrichta (Philippine tarsier), 1562 nucleotides long. RefSeq names its product family with sequence similarity 216 member A (gene FAM216A). The record is from RefSeq and is a predicted model, not a curated record. The transcript has 9 exons. Lineage: Eukaryota; Metazoa; Chordata; Mammalia; Primates; Tarsiidae. The coding region runs from base 1 to 1326 and encodes 441 amino acids.